Drosophila ficusphila is the source of this 4193-nucleotide messenger RNA. RefSeq names its product polycomb protein Pcl (gene Pcl). NCBI's taxonomy places the organism in Eukaryota, Metazoa, Arthropoda, Insecta, Diptera, Drosophilidae. Bases 167 to 3430 code for a protein of 1087 amino acids. The record is from RefSeq and is a predicted model, not a curated record. The transcript is spliced from 5 exons.
ACUUCCCUAGCGUUUGCCAACACAGUGGGCAUAUGUCGAAAAAUGGCUGACACAAAUUAAUUUUCAAGCGAUUUGUUUUGUGCAUUUUCUCUGGUGUUAAGGAUGAACUUAGCACAGCGACGAUUAAAGCCGUCAGCCCAAUUAAUAAGAACACAAUGCUAAUUUAAUGCUCGGAUCGAAACACACUGAAAGAAAAGACUGUGCACAAGAAGUAUCAGCCCAUCAAGCACCCACCAACACCAGAGUUGCAAUGAUGAACAACCAUUAUCACUUGCAACACGAUCACCCGCCGCAGAACGUGGCACAUUCGUUUUUGCAACAGCCAGGUGCCCCUGGCCCGGGAGCUCCUCCGCCCGCGACUACUGCCACCAACACUUAUGGUUACCUACCACAACCAAGUGGUCAGCAGUGGAUGGCCACCACCUAUCAGAUCCUUCCAAGCACCGCUGGACCCACCACGGUGGCCAAACGCUACUAUGCCGCCUCCGGAGGCCCGACCACGCAUCCCACUCAUCCCGGCACCAUACAGAUUACCAACAGCUUUGCCCAGCAGGCCACUCCAACGAAGCAACAGGCAGCCACCAGCUCCAGUCCCUUCAAGCCCAACAACAUACGCAUAAUCUCGACGGCCCCGAAUGUCUAUAGUCUGAAUAAGUCGCCGCAGGAACCGCACUCCAUCUAUGCGCCCGUUCAAUCCUAUUACCUGCCCAGUGGCGGGGGCCAAUCCGCGGGACAGCUCAACCUGAUGACGGCUACUGGAACGGGCAAGCAACUGCAACCGCCCCCGCUGGUCCCUGUGAGCAACUCCAAUGCGCCGGCUUCCACUGUAGUGCUAGAUCGCAUCAACAUUUGCAUCAACAACCACUAUGCGGAGUCGCCCGCCUCUCUGAACUCAUCUCUUAGCACUGCACAGCAGCCGUCUCCCAUCAUACCGGCCAUUCAGCACAAGGCCAUUCUGCCCAUAAUCGACAGCAGCACGGCGGACAGCAGCAGUUGCAGCAGUAGUUCGGUGACCAGCAGCAGUUACGGCGGUGGCACCACCACCUCAGCAGCAGUAGUGAUUGUGGAUGAGCCGGAUUCGACGACCACCACACCGCAGACGCCGCCAACUACGCCGGAGACCAUUGGUUCGCCUGGGAAGUCUUCGCCUUCGCCUCCGCUCAUGGCCACGCAGUCGCUGCUCAAGGCAGUUAGCCAAAUGAAGCCGAGCUUCAAGGCUGUCGAGGCAGCACCACCCACUCCGCCAACUCCUCCCUCGCCCCAACCUCCGCCGCCGCCACCUUCAGUCGACGGCCCACCGCCAGCGGUAACAUAUGCCCUGCAGGAGGAUGUUUUUAUCAAGUGUAACGAUGGCCGGUUUUACCUGGGCACCAUUAUCGAGCAGACAACGGAGCAGUUUCUUAUACGCUUCGACGAUCGGUCGGAGCAAUGGUGCGGACCGGACAAACUGCGCAAAUUGGGUGGAGGCAGCUCGGCGUGCAGUGGCGGAGGAGGUGGCUCCAGCUUGGACACAUCCAGUACUUCCGCCAACGGACCCAUGUGCGUGGCCUGCAAGCGAUCGGACAUCGACGACGUGGUGGAAAUAUGCGAGCGUUGCGGACGUGGCUAUCAUCGUGGUUGCACCAUGGAAAUCGUCACCGGCAGCGGCAUUUGGAGCUGCAAACGAUGCGCAAAACCCAUGAAAAUGCAACAGCAACAGCUAAAACACGAGAUCACAAAACGCGUUGGGAUUUGCCGCCAGUUUCCCUACCAUGCGGAAAAGCUUAGCUGGGAUGAGAAGCAUCGGGUAAACGAGGAGCAGAUCUAUUGCUACUGCGGAAAGUCCGGAAAAUUCGAUCACAACAUGCUGCAGUGCUGCAAGUGCCGCAACUGGUUCCACACCCAAUGCAUGCAGAACUUCAAAAGGAAGCUGCUGCGCGGCGACAUAUUCUUUGUGUUCUGCUGCACGGUGUGCAACAAUGGCGUGGAGUUUGUUCGACGUCUACAAGUUGACUGGGUGGACGUGCUCCACAUAGCGCUAUAUAAUCUGCGCAAGCACCAGAACCAUAAGUACCUUCACCUAUUGAAGGACAUCUGGCCCUUUAUACUCGAGCAGCGCCACCAAUUUCCAAUCUGCGAGAAGUGGCGCACCUUGCCGGAGACGGCACUUAUGGAGCGCAUCAAGCAAACUCUUAAGGACCACUCAGAAAGAUUCGUCUGCGGCAGAGAGUGCAAAAAAGCACCAACCUUCUACGGAUUGCGUCACAGUGGCCCGCCAAUCACACCCAAGGUGUUUUUGGAGCCACAUGAGACACCGACUGAUGAGCUGCUGGUGAAGAAGUUCAAGCUGAAGCUUUUGCUCGUGGAAGCUGGGAAAAAGGGCGAAGAACAUCCAAAAAGAACUCCCAAAGAUGUGUACGAGUUUAAUACGGAUGAGGAUGAGCCAGUCGAGACGAGCGAGGACGAGAUCCCAAUCAAGCAGAUCAUCGAGAAGGCCAAAAAGCAGGCCAGCCAAAAGCCAGAUGAGGAGGAUGAACUGCCACUGAAACUUGAGCAACCAGACCCGUUGGAGGCGGGCGCCCUCGACCUCGCAGACGACAAUGCCAACGAUGGCGAUCCGGGCAAACUGCCAGCUCCCAUUCCACCGCUGCUGGACGCCAAUAGCAGCCGCAAACGCAAGGCUUUCCGUUUGUCCAAGCGCUACGAUAACAGCCGCAACCACUGUGAUCUAUCGUCCGACGAAAACUCCAGCAGCAGUCGGGGCACCAGCUCGUUGGACCUCAUCAUACCCCCGCCGGCCAACUUUUUGGGACGCAACAACCCCUUUCUUAUGGCCACACCCAAGAAGGCGGCUCAGAGCAGAGGCAUAAAUGUGGGAGCUGGAGUCGGAAUAAAUGGCAUCAUCAACAGCAUUUUCAAGCUUAAGGGCACCUCCAAGGAGCAGCCGCGCAUGGUGCGCGCCAUCAAGCGAAGACUGAGUGCCAAAGACAUAACCAUAGGGCCCAAUCAGGAGGUGCGCAGGCGUCGUACUCGUCGCCUAACCACGGCCAUUGAGGUUAUUAGCACCACUACCAUCAAUCCCAUACCCAGCCACUACCUUCCUCUAUACGCCAAAGAUCUGCAGCCGCCAGCGCCGCCAAUGGAAAAGCCAACGCACGGACGCCUGCUGCGCACGCGGCCACAAAAGCUAUCGCCAAGCCAGAGCCGACGGAACUCCACCAGCUCGACGGCUACCACCAGCAGCGGCAAUGGAAUCGCAGCCCAGGGACAUUCCAUGCUAGAUCUUAAGCAGUCGGUGAACAAGUAUUUUGGCGGCGCCAUGAAUCGCAUUGAUGCGGGCGAACCGUUCGCAAUUCGAGCCAAGCGUCGCAUGGGAAACGGUCAGGUCCAGUACCUCGUGGAGUGGGGAGGAGAUGCUGCGGCAACUGCAAUCGCUUCGAUGGGGAACUAGACGAUUUGGCAUACCAUCUCAUCUUUAAUUUUAUGUUUAUCAUUUUCAUUAUCAUUUCCCUGCGUUAUUCUUUAUUAAUGUUCGCUGCCAACUCCGGGCCUCUUUAUUUGUUAACGUUUCAAAGUUUAUAACCAAUCCACUGCCAAAAUAGCAAAAGAAUGUUCAAAAUAUUGGUAAAGCAUUAAAGCGGUAUAAUGUUAAAAUGUAUAAAAAGAAAAAAGGAAUGCAAAAAGCAACUGAAUACAGGUUAUAAUUGUGCAAUGGCAGUUAAUUGUUGCAGCAAAACUUAAGAAAAUUUCCACAAAAUUGGUAAAAGUAUUAGAAGUCUAAUCUGAUAGUCUAUCUAACAUUCGCUGCUGAAUGAAAACGUAUUAAUUAACGUCUAUUAAAGAAAAACGAUUCAGUAAAGUUCAGUACUGUUCUUUAGCUAUAAGCCCAUGUGUAUUUUCGAAAAAUAUAUUGAAAGGGAAACUUACACAAAUCAUGUUAUGCAUACAAAAAAUACUUGAUAUACCUACAUACACACAAAUUGAAUUACAUUUAGGACUAGUUUAAUGAAUUUUGCCCAUAGACUAAAAAAACUACACAAUAAUGAACUAAGAAAGUACAUCUUAUGUACAUAUAUUAAAAGCUACCCGAAAUCAAAAUUGAGUUGAACACAAGCAAAAUCUCAAGCUGAUAUACAUCUGUAUGUCAAGCUAAACCAGAACGAAAUAUGUGUUUACUGAAGUAUAUAAUGCCCAAAUAAAUGUUUUGAAAAGUG